AGUAUGUAUGUAUGUAUUGCUAGCUGUGUGCAGAGAUUUUGCAGCAGGGAAGAAGCGGCCGACACACGCGUAAAUAGUACCGCCGGCGUGGCCUCCAGGGCGUCACAUUAGAUCUUUUAAGUGUUGUUACUAUUCUCUUUGGCGUAUAGCUGCAUCGACAGAGGUUUCUGUUUGCCAACCUGCCCAUCAUCACAUGCGCUUCACAGUUUGGGUUUCACACCUUGAUCACCACAACGUGUUCUCACUUCUUGCAAAAAAAAAAACCCGCACGGGUUUUUCAAGUGAAGGUCAGCAACUGCCCCCCCCCUCCCCAGCGUUUUCACCUGCGGUGAGAGAGACGGGAUCCCUUUUUUUUGGUUGCUGCUGGCUUUCACGCUGGCAACUGUGUGGUGGAGAAGCUUUCUUCGUUUGCUUUCUUCUUCUUUGUUUUUUCUUCGUAACCGCUGUUAUCCAAUACCGCGGUAGGACCCUUUCUCUUUCUCUUCUUCCUGUUGUGUUGCUGCAUUGCGGCGACCUUGAAACCACGACCGUCUUCCUCGCGAAUGGUGGCACUUAGUUCACCCGGACCAACGUGGUACACAGCUACGACCAUCGCUUCAUUAACUUGUCCUUGCCGUAGAGAGGCGGCUUCUCUGCCUCGGCUUAUUCGCGCAGUCUCUUUCGAUAAGGACUAAGUCCGCCCCAACGUCUCUUCGUUGGCAAAUCCGACACUGCAGCGCAGUUCGUUCUUUCUCGCUUGAAAGCUUUUUUUUUUAGUUUUAUUCCGCUAAUGACGCUGUCAACGCACCCCGCCGUCAAGGGCACGACGUACGCCGUUGUGUGCCCGCUGUGCUACAACCCAAUGAACUUUGAAUGCGUCAGUGAGAGAAUGUACGGCGUGCGAUGCGACACCUGCAGCGCUAUGAUUGACCUGCGCAACCCGACUGAGACGCUGGCCGACAACGACGGCGGCGUCAAUGACGACUCCGCCCGCCAGAGCGAGCCCGUCUACUACGCUGGUGAUGUGGAAGUCUCGACGGGGCUCUCUGCGAGUGCGCAAGUGAUCCAGCUGGUGCGGAACGUGGAGGCGGAGAAGCGGAAGGUGAUGCCGACGCAGAUGACGGGCGAAACGACGCAGGCCUUUGCGGCGCAACGCAACCAAGCCCUCGCGGAAAAGUUCUCCUUCUUCUACCCCGUUACGUAUGCUAUUGAGUACCUCGUGUUUGGUCGCACGCCGUACGCGAAACUUGGCCACGUGCGGAUUUUCCGAAAGAGGAUUCCGUUCUACGGCUACGUGAACUUCUGUGCCCCACGCACCACCACGUCGUACGCAGCGCCGUUCACCUUCACGUCGACGGUGUUCAUCCUCUUCAACUGGUUCUGUGCCCACAUGCAGCUGGACUGGAUGCCGUUGUAUCUAUACACGGAGUGGGUGCUCGUGUUUCUCUUUUUUUUUCUAAUGUUCCGCCUCGCCUACAGCGACCCUGGGUACAUCAAACCUGGAUAUAUGGAAGAUUCCACACAAGACGGCAACGGUGUCUCCGGUGCCAACGGCGAACUGACGCUCCGUGACAUCGAGAGCAACCAGAAAGACAGCAUUUGGGAGAUGGUAGACGGCGUUCCCAUGGAGCGCAAGUGGUGCGCCAGCUGCGCCAUGCAUCGCCCGGUGCGGGCGGCGCAUUGCUACAUCUGCGGGCUCUGCUGCUACGACCACGAUCACCACUGCAGCGUCAUCGGCGUGUGCGUCGGCCGUCGCCGAGUGGAGAUGUUCUCCUGCUUUGUCGCGAUCGCCGCCACGGCGUGCUUGCUGCCCACCGUGGUGAUUCUGUAUGCGGUGUACACGCACCCGGAGCGCAUUACGACGACGUUGCAGAUGCUCACCUGCGCCUUUCUCGUCGUGCCGGUGACGUUCUUUGCGGCGCUGCUCUCCGCCACCGCGGUGGGGAUGUGCCUCUCCUGCGUGCAGGAGACCACCACGCGCGAGCGCAUUCAGCGCGUGUAUGUGCAGAAGCGCAACCCGUUUAACCGCGGUGUGCUGAGGAAUCUGCAGUACCACCUGCUGCAGCGCCGUGUGGCGCCGUCCAUCUUCGAUGACGAGUUUGUGAAGGAGUGUGCGCGGCAUACGGAGGAGCGCGAGUUGGGGACGGCCGUGACGGUCACGUGUGUGUGA
Molecule: messenger RNA, 2149 nt
Organism: Leptomonas pyrrhocoris
Lineage: Eukaryota; Euglenozoa; Kinetoplastea; Trypanosomatida; Trypanosomatidae
Product: putative palmitoyl acyltransferase 4
Exons: 1
Coding region: 770-2149 (459 amino acids)
Biological process (GO): peptidyl-L-cysteine S-palmitoylation; protein targeting to membrane
Cellular component (GO): endoplasmic reticulum; Golgi apparatus
Molecular function (GO): protein-cysteine S-palmitoyltransferase activity
Source: RefSeq, a predicted model, not a curated record